This is a messenger RNA of Betta splendens (Siamese fighting fish), 974 nucleotides long. RefSeq lists its product as uncharacterized. Gene Ontology annotation, molecular function: G protein-coupled receptor activity. Lineage: Eukaryota; Metazoa; Chordata; Actinopteri; Anabantiformes; Osphronemidae. The transcript is spliced from 2 exons. Gene Ontology annotation, cellular component: membrane. The coding region runs from base 18 to 974 and encodes 318 amino acids. Gene Ontology annotation, biological process: G protein-coupled receptor signaling pathway. The record is from RefSeq and is a predicted model, not a curated record.
GUUGCGCCAUCGAAACGAUGCUGGUUCCCAAUAACAGUAACACGAACUCUGUGCCCGGAGGAGUUCCUCUCUCCGUGAACUUCGACAAUCCUGGGGAUUAUCUCGUGUUCAUCUUUCAGAUUCUUUUCGCUACAAGCACCGUUCUCGUGGCCGGAUCUGUGGCAAUAACCAUCUGGGCCAACGGGGCGCUGCGCCUUCAGAACAGGUUCAUUUUCAUGCUCAACACCAGUGUUUGUGACACGCUCAUCGGCGUCUCCGUGUUUUACAUUGGCCUGUUUGACGUUCAGGAAACAUAUCCGUCACGGAAUGGAACGUAUAACAUGCUGCACUCUCUGCUUGGUGUGAACAUAUUGGCGGUUUUAUUUGCACAGUUUGACCGCUACUUUGCGGUUUGUCACCCUUUCAUCUACACGCGCUUCAUAACCCGCAGAGUCGUCAUCUCUGCAAACGUUUACUGUUGGCUUUAUUCCUACUUUACUGCGAUCAUUUCGAAUUUCAUGCCGCUUUCCCAAGCAAUACAGAUGUAUGUUUACGGUAUUGUAACCUUGCAACUCAUCGUGUUCACCAAAGUGGUCAUGACUAUUAAACUGUAUGUUGUUGCCAGAUACCAGCUUGAAAGAGAACCCCCCAGUGCCGAGAGAGAAAGCAAUAAGGAGUCAUUAAGAAUCAUCAUUUUUGUGGUUAUCAGUUUCUUGGUGCUGUGGUGCCCCUCGUUUGUUAACAUCGUGCUCAGACUCUUGCUGGGAAAAGGACUGGGCUUCAGGAACGACGCCACCAACGCGUUUGGCUCCUUGGCCCGUCUGAACGCUCUGUGCACCCCGUCGGUUUACCUGUGGGGCAGUCCAGCUCUGAGGAGGGCCACGGUCCGGACGGUGUGGGCCAGGGUGUGUCCGAGGUGCAAGACAAGCGUUUCACAGUCGGGUGCAGUGAACAAGAAAAGCAACGGAGGCCAGAUGAAGAUUCACCCGCCGUGA